ACUGACUUAGUUCUUGGCAGGUUUCGAAGCGGUGUUCAUUCUGCUCCUGGGUCAGCAGACCGGAAACGAACGUAGCAACAACAUGGCGCAUGUCAAAUCACACUCAAGGAUUGCCUGUACUGUUCUGUAUGACACACCGACAAUAAGAGGUAUACAUUUUCACUAUCCCGUUGGAUUUCUGUACAUUGGUCAAAGAAAGAGUUCAAUCAUGAACAAAAUGGUGCAGAUGAUAGCCAUAUGUGAUGUGCCUAAUGUUGAUUUUCACCGUGAAGAAAUAUUUCAAAUGAGAUAUCCAUUUCUGAAACUCCAGGAGAAUGAGUAUGCUGCGCUGGAAGACAAUGGGGCUGGAUAUAUCAGCGCUAGAAAAAUGGUGGCUGCUCAAAAGAAAGUGGCAAAGCUGCAAGGUUGUCGUAUAAUUCAUGAGGUAGUUGAAGAAGUUGGAGAAUUGAAGAACGGUGUGCAUCAGAUUCUAACUGAAACCGGAAAUCAUGUGCAAGCUAAAAGAGUAUUAUUCUGUACUGGAGCAUUCACCAAUUUCAAGAAAUUUUCAGCACUAGGGAAACUGAACAUCAGAGUACAGAAAGAAACAGUAGCAUUUCUUAAAAUUUCUACCCCAGAAGUAAAACGAAUAAGCUCCAUGCCUAGUAUAGUCUACUUCAGAGAUAAGGAAAAGGAUAGAGAAGCUUUGGGAGCGUAUAUUUUGCCCGCCAUCGAAUAUCCAGAUGGAAAUUACUACCUGAAGAUUGGCUAUCUCGGCCGUGGGGACGAAGUAAAAUCUCUUCCUGAAAUCAAACAGUGGUAUCUCUCAAAGGGGGACGAACGAGUAAUAGAUGUUUACUCAAAGCUGCUUAUCGAAAUGCUUCCAGGUCUGGAAGUUGAAGGUAUCAGCAGCAUGACGUGCGUCACCUGUCAUUCGCCAUCGGGUCUGCCUUACAUUGAUCGAGUGACUCCCACCGUCACUGUAGCAGUUGUAGGUAAUGGCAAAGGAGCCAAGUUCUCUGAUGAAGUGGGCAGAAUCGCUGCACACUUAAGCGUAACAGGGAAGUGGGAUUCGGAAUUAAUGCAAUCGCAGUUCAAGGCUAUUUUUGCUGAAAAUUGAAGUCUUUUGUUAAAAAUUACCUGAUUAUACAAAAAACAAUGGCGAUUUCUAAAAAUAAAAUGGUAACUAUAAGGUAUAAAUAAAGUUAUUUUUGAAAUAA
Molecule: messenger RNA, 1199 nt
Organism: Stegodyphus dumicola
Lineage: Eukaryota; Metazoa; Arthropoda; Arachnida; Araneae; Eresidae
Product: peroxisomal sarcosine oxidase-like
Molecular function (GO): sarcosine oxidase activity; flavin adenine dinucleotide binding
Source: RefSeq, a predicted model, not a curated record